This is a messenger RNA of [Torrubiella] hemipterigena, 255 nucleotides long. Lineage: Eukaryota; Fungi; Ascomycota; Sordariomycetes; Hypocreales; Clavicipitaceae. The record is from the annotation of a GenBank genome assembly.
AUGGGCCAAUUUAUUCCAGCACUGCACACGAAAUUUUCUUUCACAUUUUCUUCCUCAUCAACAGCUUGGGCAAGCUCUAGUCGACGGCAACUUUGCUGCGAUGCUGAGGGCUUGCCUAAGUCUGGCCAAUUUGUAAGAAUAAUAGAUGUGUAUUUCUCUCCAAAAUAUCAUGACCCGUCACGACGUAACGAAUUUGUAAAAGAGUUAACACCUUCUGAUAAUCGUUUCCUAUGCACUUCUUUGGCUCUCACAUAG